AUGCCAUUCGGCUCACUCUCAGUAUCCAACACAGCCAUUCCACAGUAUGCUCCUGCAUAUCCUAUGAAUGGCAGCGACUACACAAGUGAAACUGUUCUCACUGUUACCUACCAAACGUCUGUGCAAUGUGUGCGCCAUCUUGUGCCCGACAUGCUAGAGCUCGAAAACGAGCCAGAGGUAUCAGUAAUGCUUUUGCAGCACACAAUGUCCUCAUUUGGUCCAUACAAUGAGUAUGUUCACUCUGUCAAAGUCAAAUAUAAUGGCGACGCAUUUGAUUUCUUCCUUUCCCUCAUCCUAGACAAUGACUCACCAAUAUUGUGCGGCCGCGAGCAAUUCGGCUUCCCCAAGAAGUUAGGAAACGUGGCGUUGACAUUAAAAACCGGAUCGCCGGUUGUUCAUGCCUAUAUGGAGAGACCAGUUGGCCAAAAGAUUGUUCAAGUUGGUUUCCAGCCUGAGCAGAAAGUAUAA
This is a messenger RNA of Penicillium pulvis, 468 nucleotides long. Its product is annotated as acetoacetate decarboxylase family protein. Gene Ontology annotation, molecular function: lyase activity. The record is from RefSeq and is a predicted model, not a curated record. Lineage: Eukaryota; Fungi; Ascomycota; Eurotiomycetes; Eurotiales; Aspergillaceae. The coding region runs from base 1 to 468 and encodes 155 amino acids. The transcript has a single exon.